AUGAAAGGUGCCAUUUACAUUAGAAAUGACGGAACGUGUAAUACUUAUAUUCUUCCAAUUUAUUGGGGUUUGGGAGCUGAAUCACGAGGAACAAAAUCAAAAAUUCCAGAUCCUUAUGCUGUAGAACAUGGAAACCCUUCAAAAAUUCCAUUUGGAUACCAAGAAAAGUGGCUCCUGAAUCUCUUGAUCAUUGAUACACGUGGUACAGAAGAUAGAGAAGGUUGUACUGAAUGUAGGUGUGACCAUUUCAAUUUGGCAACGAAUUUUUAUAAUGUCACAGUUGGAAUUGAUGGAAAACCAUUGGGAUCAAGUUAUAAAGGAGGACUCUUUUGUUGCCAAGAUAAUUUACAGUGCAAAUUGCAAAAGGAUUUUGAAGCACCUACGAGAAAGCUUGCCUUGAGAUACAAAAUAACAUGGGUUGAUUGGAAUCAACAACAAAUUCCUCUAAGGUUUUAUGUACUUGAUUCAACUGAUCGAGUUAGAACAAAUGGUUCCCAAUUUAUUCAUGAUUGUCAGUUAAUUUGUCCAAGAAGUGUCGUGGCACCGGUAAUAGUUUUACCUUAUGACCUCAAAGCAUGA
This is a messenger RNA of Trifolium pratense (red clover), 579 nucleotides long. RefSeq lists its product as uncharacterized. The coding region runs from base 1 to 579 and encodes 192 amino acids. The transcript is spliced from 2 exons. Lineage: Eukaryota; Viridiplantae; Streptophyta; Magnoliopsida; Fabales; Fabaceae. The record is from RefSeq and is a predicted model, not a curated record.